This is a messenger RNA of Chenopodium quinoa (quinoa), 1548 nucleotides long. RefSeq names its product curved DNA-binding protein-like. The record is from RefSeq and is a predicted model, not a curated record. The coding region runs from base 705 to 1517 and encodes 270 amino acids. The transcript has 4 exons. Lineage: Eukaryota; Viridiplantae; Streptophyta; Magnoliopsida; Caryophyllales; Amaranthaceae.
AUUAUAAGUUUAUAUAAAUUUGUUUAAAAAAAAAAGUUUAUAUAAACACUCAACAGCCUUCAUAUAAAGUUGUCGUUAUCCAUUAACAACUCUAAUAAUAGCCAAUUCUUAAUUUCUUAUGAAUCAAUUGUGACCAAUAUUGUUGGCCAUUAAAAUAAAGAAAACUUCAUCAAGGACCAAUUACUUGUGUUAGUACACAAUUAAUCAAAAUAUAUAAACACGUUGAAAAAAACAUUCCCUUUGAAAAUCAAAAAAUAUAUUUAAUAAAAAGGAAAAAAAAAACUCAAUCUCAUGUCAAGUUUAAAAUGACACAAUUCACAUUUAAAUCAACACUUUUUAUUGAAGUAAAAUAAUAAUCACCUAACUAUAAGUUUGAAAACUCAAAUUUUAUCCACCACUUCAUAAGAGCCUUUGACGGAUCCUAAAUUCUCCGCAAUUAGGGAGUACCAUAACAUAACUCCAAUUAAAAUUGGAACAUAUUUUGAAAACCUUCCAACUUACCAAAAAUGUAAAGCUAAACAUAAUGUUGCAUGGUACACUUUACUAGUCAUUCCCACCAACUAACCAAACCACCCAAAAUUCCUAAAUUCCAAAAUUCCUAAAUCAUUUAUUCUUCCUCCUUUUUCUUAACCGCUCCACUUCUCUCUCCUUCACUCUCCCUCUUUCUCUCUCUAAAACUCCCUCUUUCUUUCACUCUCUAGAAUAUGGUGAGAGUAAAACAACCACAAAAACAAGAAUUACCAAACAAUAAUUAUGAUGUUAAAUCUCAUUUAGCCAUUGAUACCUGUAAUAUUUACCAUAAUUCUCAUUUUUCUUGUAUUCAUAUUAAUAAUAAUAAUCAUUCUUUUGAUAAUUCCUCUAUUCAAUCUCAUUUUAUUGAUUGGUACUUGAUUCUCAGAGUUACAGAAGAUUCAAGCUUUUCUACCAUUAAAAAGCAAUACCAUAAUCUUGCAUUGUUGCUUCAUCCAGAUAAGAAUAAACAUCCAAAGGCAGAGUUUGCUUUCAAGCUUAUUUCUCAGGCAUACAAUUGUCUAUCUGAUGAAGCAAAAAGAAUAUCAUUCAACUUAGAAAGGUUGAGAAACCAUUGCACUCAAUGCAGCAGAAUCCCACACAACACAAAUCCUACACACAAUUCCAAUACUAGCUCAAGCAACUCUUCAAACUCAACAAAAAACUCGAAAUUUUACAAAUUACAGCAGCAUUGCAGAGCCAUCAGAGAUCAACUAAUACAUGAAGCCAAGGUCAUAGAAAGCUGCAUCAGAGUCCAUCAACGUCCAAAAAACGAGUACCCGGUUUUCGAUCCAUCAAGUUACACACACUCAGGCUACCCACAUAUGAGAAACAACCAUCAUCAUAAUAAUCUGUUUUACAAGAAAGGUGCAAGUUUUAGGGAUGUACCAAAUCGGAAAGUGUUUCCGAAUUUUGAUCAAAGAAAAGGCAGGUGUGAAAUCCCCAUUUUUGAGCUUAGAACAGAUUGUAGCUCAUUGAACAUUAAUUCUGCUUGUGUUAGUUCUUGACAAACAAUUUAGUAUGAUUAUACAUUCUUUA